Messenger RNA from Spea bombifrons (plains spadefoot toad), 1911 nucleotides. RefSeq lists its product as uncharacterized. The coding region runs from base 112 to 1440 and encodes 442 amino acids. NCBI's taxonomy places the organism in Eukaryota, Metazoa, Chordata, Amphibia, Anura, Pelobatidae. The record is from RefSeq and is a predicted model, not a curated record. The transcript is spliced from 5 exons.
GUGUGGACGGGGCGAAUAAGCUUGACCAAUCAGACGAUCGUAACGCUAACGAAUCAGCUGUCUGUUGUAGGGUGACUGGAAUGUUGAGUUUAGAAAAUUGAACGCGGGAAGAUGGAGCCGAGGAGGUUUCGAGGCGAAUCAGAAAUCGACCGAACUUUUGAUGCAGUGUAUCGGUCUUUAAUAGGAAAUGGAGAUCACAGUGGAAACGGUCUUUGGCACAAAGGAAAAUGCUGUACAGGAUUUUCCCAGUCAAGUCAUUGUUUGUCUUUUCACAAAAGUAGAAUAACUUCAACUAAAAUAACACAAGAAAAAAUUACACUAACUUUGUCAGAUAAUGCCUGUAUCACGGACGAGAAGUUACCUGAGGCAGAAAAUACCACAUUGGCAGACUGCAAGCUGAAAAUGAAGACUCGGUAUGUUCAUGAGAAGUUAAAUCAGGGUGCAAACGAUACAAUCUUUCAACAAGAUUUUGUAAAUCAGAGUAAUCUGGAUUCUGGAUUCCAAGAUCUCCUGGAGACAUCCAACAGAAGACAGGAACAAAACUCUCCAAUUUAUACUCCGGGAGAGAACACCUGUAAUACAAGUGUCACUACGUUCCUUGAAGACGAUGGGAAGCAACAACUAUUAUGUAAAGCUUGUCAAAAUCUUCAAAACAAAGUCAGGAAAUACAAGUCUGCUGGAGUGAAAGUAUUUAAAAUCUUUGACCCCAACCACUGGUGUUGUGACUACUGGAUGUUAAACAGAAUUCGACAUAAAGACAACACAGACAGAUUAAAAAGCAUAAGGAACUUGAAGAAAACGCUAAAGACCCUGAUAGCACUUAGACUCGACCAUCUCAAAAGGACUGAACAAGCUUCUUUGAAAUGUAUCCGACCCCACUCAUUUCUGCAGAGAAAUCUUCGCUUAUGCAAAAGGACACACCAUAGACACUGCAAUUCAAAACCACAGCGGAAGAGCAAGUCUAGGUUGAGAUCGAAAGGAAAGACAGACAAAAAUGGAGUGGAACAAAAUGCAAAAGCAAAAAAACAUUAUUUCCUUGGAGACAGUUCAAGCCAGGAGGAGGAUGAUUACGAUUUACACAGACAUGUGAAAGUACACAAAGGGAAAGGCAGAGAUGGAAAUCAGAAACUAGUGAAUCAAGGUAACACCACUCGCUCUCUGGCUGGAACUCAAUUUUUAGAGACCACUUCAACAAGAAAGAAUUGGUUGCUUCGAUCUGAGGUGUCUUCACAAAAGAACAUUGUUCCAAUCUUCUCACUCGAUGUGGAUGAAAGUGGAGUGGAUUCUGAUGACUCUUUUCACAUAGAACCAAUACCAAAUGCCACAGGAGUUAUUGAGAAUGAUCCAACUCUUUUCUCAUGGGGAAAUGAAAGUUUCCGUGACAUGCUAGCAGAACUGAAUUCAGGUCGCUUAUGUAGCACAAUUGUUAAAGAGGACUAAUAUGCUCCAACCCCAAAAGCUUAAAAAUGCAGCAAUACUUCGUUUUGCAUCGAUUUGUUCAAUAUUACAUUUUAUUAUCUUCUACCUACCUUUCAGCAAGUUGUUGGUUAACGGGGUUUAAAUGUUGUCCGGUUGCUCUGCAGCUAUUUUAAUUGAUAAAACUGGUGGCGAAUGUUUGAAAUUUUGGGAUGGAUCCCUUUUGUUUUUAGAUCCUGCAUUAUUGUUGCCAGUUUCUACCCAGUAACAUAGAUACAACAGCAAAACUAAUAUAAGUUACAUUCUUAUUACAAAAGCACAGCCCUAUGCAUAUUAUCAUUAAAGUGGCAUCUGUGGUAAGUCACUUAAAACAACACAAGUGACAAUUUACAAUUUGUUUAUGUACUUUGUUGUCCUACUAAAAACGACUGAAAAUUUCUUUGAAAAUAAAAAGUAAAGGUAGCAUAGAAGGGAGCAGUCUGGCCCUCCAGAAAA